AUGGAUGCAGCACAUUGCUAUCUCGAAGGAAACGCAGACGCCGUAGAAUUCUGUCCUCAUGAACCCUACUCGAACUUGCUUGCAGCUUCUACUUACAAUCUCCAAGAAGGAGACUGUCCCUCUCGAUCCGGGUCUGUGUAUCUAUUUGAUGUCGGAGAAGUAGAAGAUGUCGGCUUGAAUCUGUUACAGAAAGUUGACACCGCCGGAGUUUUCGAUAUCCGGUGGAGUCGCGGUGGCGAUGGUGGAGGAAACGUGGCGCUUGCUCAAGCUGAUGCUGAUGGAUGCUUGAGAGUUUACAAGAUAGAUGAGACUGAAGAUAAAGGUUACACUCUGAGAGAAGUCUCUGGUGAAAAAAUCAGCUCAUCAAUGUGUCUUUGUUUGGAUUGGGAUCAAUCUUCAACAUCAGUUGUAGUAGGUUUAUCUGAUGGCUCUGCUUCAGUUGUUUCAUUUACUGAUUCCAACUUAGAAACAGUCCAAGAAUGGAAAGGACAUGAUUUUGAGCUUUGGACGGCUUCAUUCGAUCUCAACAAUCCUAAUUUGGUCUAUACUGGAUCAGAUGAUUGCAAGUUCAGCUGUUGGGAUAUCAGAGAUAGUCCGGCCAAUAAUCGGGUUUUUCAAAACUCCAAAGUUCAUACAAUGGGUGUUUGCUGCAUUUCCCCAAACCCAAGUGACCCUUACUCUAUAUUCACCGGAAGUUAUGAUGAAACGUUAAGAGUUUGGGACACGAGGUCUGUUUCGAGACCUGUGAAUGAAACUUCGGUUUCUCUAGGUGGAGGUGUGUGGAGAAUCAAGCACCAUCCUUCUCUGAGCGGUGUUGUAUUGGCGGCUUGUAUGCAUAACGGUUUUGCUGUAGCGAAGAUUAGUGAUGGGAAGGGUGAAAUAAUAGAGAGUUAUAACAAGCAUGAAUCUCUUGCUUAUGGAGCAGAUUGGUACAGAGGGAAAGAUCAGAAGCAAAGCGUUGUGGCAACUUGCUCGUUCUAUGAUAAGCUUCUUCGAUUAUGGAUGCCAGAAACUGCAUUUGAGCUCUGA
Messenger RNA from Arabis nemorensis, 1029 nucleotides. The record is from the annotation of a GenBank genome assembly. NCBI's taxonomy places the organism in Eukaryota, Viridiplantae, Streptophyta, Magnoliopsida, Brassicales, Brassicaceae.